This is a messenger RNA of Saxophila tyrrhenica, 1023 nucleotides long. RefSeq lists its product as uncharacterized. The record is from RefSeq and is a predicted model, not a curated record. The transcript has 4 exons. Gene Ontology annotation, cellular component: mitochondrial inner membrane. Bases 1 to 1023 code for a protein of 340 amino acids. NCBI's taxonomy places the organism in Eukaryota, Fungi, Ascomycota, Dothideomycetes, Mycosphaerellales, Extremaceae.
AUGGCGUUCAUCCUCAAGCGGCCGUUCGCGAUCACCAACGCGCUCAAGCAGGCGCCCCGAGCAUCACAAGGGACAUUCUCCCAACCCAUCAAACAGGCGAUCCGGAGCUACAGCAAGCAAUCGACGCCACUACGACCAUUCCCAAAGAACGAGAAUGUCUUCCUCAACGCCUUCCGACAGUCAUCCCGGAGGCGCUAUCAAUCAACAGCGCCCGCAAACCCCGUAGCGCAGGGGAACCUCACACAACGACUCAUCUAUGGCGGCGCAAUCUUCGGCGGCACCCUCCUCGCAAUCAACCUUGUCUUCAACCGCGAAACACGAGAAGAUGGCGGCAUGCCCCCAUACGAACGAUCAUACCUCAACGAUACUUUCCUGCACACUGGCUUGGGCGUGGGCAUCAUCGGCAUUACAGCAAGAGCACUUCAUAUGAACGGAUGGUCGUAUCGAUUGAUGUCUGCAAACCCAUGGCUCGUCCUCGGCAUUGGUCUGGUCGGUUCCAUCGGCUCGAUGAUGGUCUGUCGCAGCGCAGACCCAAGUAACUACCUGGUGAAGUACGGAGCCUGGGGCGCGUUCAACGUGACCCAGGCGGCGUUGCUGAGCCCACUCCUGUUCUUCUCUCCCGCCAUCUUGGCUAGAGCCGGUCUUUAUACCGUUGGAAUGAUGGGAUCGAUCGCACUUGUGGGUGCUACGGCUAAACAAGACAAGUACCUCUACCUCGGCGGCCCUCUCCUCGCUGGUGUUGCGAUUGUUGCGCUCUCUGGACUCGCACCGAUGGUUCUCCCGGCUACGGCUGUUCGCACAAUGAUGUGGACUGAGAACAUCUGGCUCUACGGCGGUCUGGCUGUCUUCGGUGGCUUCACACUCUACGACGUACAAAAGAUCCUCAAUCACGCACGUAUGGCCGAACGCGGCAUGAUGAAGAGAGACGCGGUUAUGGAGAGCAUAUCCCUCGAACUCGACUUCAUCAACAUCUUUGUCCGCAUGGUCCAGAUCCUCGCAAUGCAGCAAGGCAGGCGGAAAUAG